ACACUCAUUUUCUCAUUUUCAAAAGAAACGAAAAAGAUUUUAAACUUGUAACAAAGUCUAUUCACCCCCCCUCUAGACUUUGUAUUUCACCACUUUGGGACCACCAAUUGGUAUCAGAGCAGUCUUCUCACUAUCUACAUUUAGAUUAACGAGAAGCGAUUAAAAUGGUGAACAAUAUGGAUCACGGUUUGCCCAAGUUUUCUCUUCUAGGUUAUGAUGAUUGGAAGAUCAUGAUGGAAGCACACCUUUACGCUCUACAUGAUUGCAUGUGGAUGGUGCUUGAGGAUGGACCCUUGAAAAUUCAAAUGGAGAAUCCUGAGAGAAAUCCAGCAACUCCAGACGUAGUCCAGUACAUUCCAAAGCCCAAGGAAAAAUGGGAUGAUAGAGAUUGCAAAAAGCACAAUCUGGAUAACGUCGCCAAAGCAGCCAUCUUCAAGACACUUGACCCCAUCACCUUCUCCAAAAUUAAGCACCUCAAGACUGCCAUGGAGAUAUGCUUCAAAAUGCUUCCUGGAGAAUCAUUUGAUAUGCUGGAUGAAAGAUUCCACAAAAUCUUGAAUGAUCUUGCAUCACUUAACCACGUUCUUUCUCCCAAAGAAAAGAAUGUAAGGUUGCUGAGAUCUCUUCCAACUGAGUGGUACACCAAAGCCACAGCCAUGGAAGAAGGAAGAAAUCUGGAGAACUACAUUGUUCAAGGUCUUCUUGAUGAGCUCAGAACCUAUGAGCACGAGCUGAAGAAGAAGAAGGAAGAACAAGUCACUCCCUUCCCCACGGCACUGAUGACAACUCCAAGAGUCCCAUCAAGUGAAGGGACAUGUCCAAGGAACUGUGACACACCCUCCUCCAGCCAGCCGUCAAGUUCAAAAAUGGAGAACUACGAUGAGGAAUUUGCCAUGAUGGUCAAGCAAUUCCGGAAGUUCAAAAAGUUCUUCAAAAAAGCUGACUCAGUCAGAAGGCCAUCCAAGGGAAAGCCACAG
Cuscuta campestris is the source of this 977-nucleotide messenger RNA. NCBI's taxonomy places the organism in Eukaryota, Viridiplantae, Streptophyta, Magnoliopsida, Solanales, Convolvulaceae. The record is from the annotation of a GenBank genome assembly.